Messenger RNA from Heterocephalus glaber (naked mole-rat), 6783 nucleotides. RefSeq names its product TBC1 domain family member 16 (gene Tbc1d16). Lineage: Eukaryota; Metazoa; Chordata; Mammalia; Rodentia; Bathyergidae. Gene Ontology annotation, molecular function: GTPase activator activity. Gene Ontology annotation, biological process: activation of GTPase activity. Gene Ontology annotation, cellular component: early endosome. The record is from RefSeq and is a predicted model, not a curated record.
GCCCCGCCCCGCCGCGCCUCACUGGCAGCGCUGUGGCGACCGCGGCGGCGUUGUCCGCUCUCGGAGCCGGCGCAAAUCCGGCCCCCGGCGGCUGGAUCCGGGUGGGUAUCAGAGCCUGGCUCGGGCCGUGGGGCCAGGAUCCCUGACGCCCCCUCGGGACUGGACGACGCCUCUUGGCGGAGCCGGGGUGGUCGUGACGAGCCCUGCCUGGGCCGCAGAGUGCAGAGGAUGGAAACACGCACCCAGCAAUGUCUCUGGGCCGCCUCCUUCGCCGCGCCUCCUCCAAAGCCUCAGACCUCCUGACCCUCACCCCCAGUGGCAGUGGUGGGUCCCCCUCUGUCCUGGAUGGAGAGAUCAUCUAUUCCAAGAACAAUGUCUGUGUGCACCCGCCCGAGGGGCUGCAGGGCCUGGGGGAGCAUCACCCAGGGUACCUCUGCUUGUACAUGGAGAAGGACGAAUUGCUGGGCACCACCCUGAUCCUGGCGUGGGUCCCCAACACCCGCAUCCAGAGGCAGGACGAGGAGGCCCUGCGCUACAUCACCCCCGAGAGCUCCCCCGUGCGCAAGGCCCUGCACUCUCGGCGCCACCGCACCCUGAGCACGGGGGUCGCCCACCAGGCCUCCCCCAUGGAGCCGAGGCCCACCCUGAUCCCCCAAGAGGAGGACAUCCCGGCGGUGGCCCAGAGCGUCCAGGAUGCCGUGCACAUCAGCCCUUCACCCGAGAACAGGGAGAAGCUGGCCCCGGGCCCUGGGGUGGACAGUCCCCUCCCUGCCUCACAGCCCGCCCACAGCGACUCCGGGAUCCUGUCUGCAGUCAGUUCGCAGGACGGGACCGAGGAGGGCCGGGAGCCUCGGCUGGAGGCUGGGGAGGAGGAGGGCUCCCUGGAGCUGUCGGCCGAUGGCGUCAGCAGGGACAGCUCCUUCGACUCUGACUCGGAUGCCUUCUCUUCCCCAUUCUGCCUGUCGCCCGUCAGCGCGGCCCUGGCGGAGGGCAGCAGCUCGGCAUUCCUGGAGAGUGAGGGCAGUUCCCCCUCCAGCUCUGAUGCCAACUUGAGGUUCUUGGAGGGCACCGGCCCCCUGCAGACCCCGCGCUGGGAAGAGCCACAGCGGAGCUGCGCGCUGGAGCAGAUCUGUGGUGUGUUCCGCGUGGACCUGGGGCACAUGCGCUCCCUGCGCCUCUUCUUCAGUGACGAGGCCUGCACCAGCGGCCAGCUGGUGGUCGCCAGCCGAGAGAGCCAGUACAAAGUCUUCCACUUCCACCAUGGCGGCCUGGACAAGCUGUGCGAGGUGUUCCAGCAGUGGAAGUUCUGCGCCGAGACGCACCUGCGAGACCAGCAGGUCUCAGAUGAACGGACGUGCAUGCAGUUCUCCAUCCGACGGCCCAAGCUGCCAUCCUCGGAGACACACCCCGAGGAGAGCUCCUACCGAAGGCUGGAUGUCUCCACCUGGCUCAGCCACCUGAACGAGCUGGGCCAGGUGGAGGAGGAGUACAAGCUGCGCAAGGCCAUUUUCUUUGGCGGCAUUGACGUGUCGAUCCGGGGAGAGGUCUGGCCCUUCCUGCUGCGCUAUUACAGCCCCGAGUCCACGUCGGAGGAGCGGGAGGCACUGAGGGUGCAGAAGCGAAAGGAAUACAAGGAGAUCCAGCAGAAGAGGCUCUCCAUGUCUCCUGAAGAGCACAGAGCCUUCUGGCGGAAUGUGCAGUUCACCGUGGACAAAGAUGUGGUCCGCACAGAUCGGAGCAACCAGUUCUUCCGAGGGGAAGACAACCCCAACGUGGAGAGCAUGAGGAGGAUCCUACUGAACUAUGCUGUGUACAACCCGACCAUCGGCUACUCCCAGGGGAUGUCGGACCUGGUGGCGCCCAUCCUGGCCGAGGUCCUGGAUGAGUCUGACACCUUCUGGUGCUUUGUUGGCCUGAUGCAGAACACGAUCUUUGUCAGCUCUCCCCGGGACGAGGACAUGGAAAAACAGCUGCUCUACCUGCGGGAGCUGCUGCGGCUGACACACCUGCGCUUCUACCAGCACCUGGUGUCGCUGGGCGAGGACGGCCUGCAGAUGCUCUUCUGCCACCGCUGGCUGCUGCUGUGCUUCAAGCGCGAGUUCCCUGAGGCCGAGGCCCUGCACAUCUGGGAGGCCUGCUGGGCCCACUACCAGACGGAUUAUUUCCACCUCUUCAUCUGUGUGGCUAUUGUGGCCAUCUAUGGGGACGAUGUCAUCGAGCAGCAGCUUGCCACGGACCAGAUGCUCCUGCACUUCGGCAACCUGGCUAUGCACAUGAACGGGGAGCUGGUGCUCAGGAAGGCCAGGAGUCUGCUGUAUCAGUUCCGCCUCCUGCCGCGCAUCCCCUGCAGGCUGCACGACCUGUGCAAGCUCUGCGGGACAGGCAUGUGGGACAGCGGGUACAUGCCUGCUGUGGAGUGUGCUGGCCACCACCCGGGCUCCGAGAGCUGUCCCUACGGGGGCACCGUGGACGUGCCGUCACCCAGACCCCCGAGCGAUGGCAAGAAGGGCCCAAAGACAUCUCGGGAAGGCUUUGGCUUCCGCAGAUAGGAGCUGCUGCCUGCUCAGGACGAGGGGGAGGCAGGCGCCACAAGGAGACGUCUGCCGGAAGAGUUCGGAGACUCUCCUGAGGUCAAGAGCAGCGUUAGGAACAGGACUGUCCGGGUCAGCAUUGUGCCUCGGGGAGGGGAGGCACCUGCCCACGUGCCACAGCCAGGGGCUUGGCACUCAUCGGAUGCCACCUCUUGGUUGGGACCUUCACCUAAGGACCUGAGGUGUUGUUUACAGUUAGCCCCACCAAAUACAGCAGCCAACUGGGGACUGAAAGGGCCGUGGCAUUGUGUGUGUGUGUGUGUGUGUGUGCGCGUGUGUGUGCAAUAUUAAGUGACCAGCCAAGACCAGACACCUGAGCUGGCUGGGGAGGCCGGGCCACCUUCCUCAGGACUGCAGCCUCUGCUCGAACACGGACCUCCCAUCAGGCAGCUUCUGAGGCGGCUGGGCACAAAAGGCCGCUGUCAAAGAGCAGCGCACAGGGCUCUCUGCUUCUGGGUGGGAACAAGACUUCAAACAAGACUCCAAAAGGCUGAGUGUCACUCACUGCUCCUGGGAGUGAGGGAUGGAGUGGACAGACGAGACUCUUGACAAGACAUGCGUGGAAAGCCACAGCUGAGGCGGCUGGGAGCGGGGAGCUUGGAGCCCUCUACAGGUGUCACUGGGAGCAGGGGUUCCUCCUACGCUCUGCUCUGUCAUGGAAGGGUACGGGCACUGCUGGACGGUGCCACUUUUAAAAAUAUUUGUCAACAGGAAGAGGGGUCCUGGCACCAGCCCUGCCUUCCAUGUUCGCUAUGAGCUUGGUCCUCUCCACAGGAGCCUUCAAGUUCCCAGGUCCCUCUGACCAAGAGCCCUGGGGUUGGGGGGCUAUUGAGGAGCCCUGUCAUUGUGCAGAACUUGCCCUGUUGGUCUUUGUGAUCCGGCAGCGGUGGUCCUGAGAGAUGGGAUUCUCAUCUACUUUGCUUUGGGAAGAGGAUUGUUGGCUCCUGAUCCUCGGGGACUUAGAGUUAACCAGGCCUGAACUGCCCCAGGCCUCUGGAAGCCGGACCCUGGAAGCAGGUAUAUUAUCAGCCAUCCCUUCCCACAGUGGUACAGUACAGCAAAUAACCCAAGAACUUGGUGACCUAGAGCCGUACACACUUAGCUCACACACAGGUUUGCUGGUCAGAGCCCCAGCUGGGCAGUUCCGGUCUUGGUUGGACUUGCUCAGCCCUAAAGUCCUGCCGACCCUGGGGUCUCAAGUAGGUCUCUUGCAUCCCUGCCGCUGGCCAGCCCUGCUGGGGACGUGCCUUCCAAGCCGUGUGACACCACACCUGCUGACAUCGCUGUGGUUAAAGCAGACUCGUCGCUGGCCUCGGCGUCCUGGGGUGGGGCAUGGACCCUCCCCUCCAGUGUCCCCUCUGCACGGUCAUGUGGGCAAAGCCUAAGAAUCUGCAAGAGAGGGGGCUGGGAUUGCUGUUACAAUCCCUUACCACUGCCAGGAAGUCUUGGUCCAAAUGCCACUGUCCCUUGUCACUCCUUGCCGGAGAGGAGGAGCGGUUUCCUGCCCUCCCCUCCCCAUACCUCCGGCCGGUGUUUCAGCCUCACACCUUGUGCCUUUGGGCUGCUGGUCAGUCAGUCGUCAGUCCAGUCGGGAGAAGGCUGUUGGGAGGGGAGCAGGUCCCGGGUGAAAGCCUCCAUCGUUUCUCCGCCUCCUCAGUUCCUCCCUGGCAGCUCCCCAGCCCUGCCCCAGACCCGCCAGCUGCGUCCUCACCUGGUGUCACCCUGCCCCUCACCCUCCCUGUGGCCGGCACAGAUCCAGGGGACAUCUGCACCUGUGGGCCAACCAGGGUCUUGGAAGCCAGACCUGGGAGUGUCGGCUGGAGGAACCCUGCUGGGGGCGGCGGACAGAGAUGCCCUCCUUCACACAGCUCCCUUAAUCUGGAUGCAAUUAGAGGAAACCAGCCAAAAACCCUGCGGCAGCUGUUACCCCAGGAUUAUUCCCAGCCAGCAAAAGGCAUUAGGGUGAUAAUUCAGUCAUUAGACUCCAAGCCUUCGCACUGCCAGGACGUGCAAAUAGGGGGUAAUCAGCCCAGCACUGCCGUCCUCGGCGAUGCUGCUUAUUUAACCCAUUUUUUAAAAUGACACUUAAUGUUAUUGGCUGGCGCGCGUGUGUGCGCAUACUUACAAGUCAGUGCUCGGUCCAGCCCCACCACUAAUGUCUGUGCUGACAGUGUUGCGUGAUGUCAUCCGGGGCCUCGGGGCCGAGAGGGCACCUUUGAUGUGUGUGUGCAGGCCUAGCGGGGCCUUGAUGCCUGCUGCCACCCAGGGAGGUCCUGCUGACUUCAGGCUCAGCCUCCCAGGGAGAGGGGACCAUGCUGGGGGUCAAGAGGGGGACACACCCGCAGGAAAUGGCUGAGCCCUGUGACUGGGCCAGAAGGGUGUCUUCCCAGGGUGCGGGGGGCACAGUGCUCUUUGGGAAGGUUCCGCCUCAAGUCCCAGCCAGGAGGACUCACCCAGCUCACCUCUGCAGAGGAGCAGGGUCUGGAGUCCACCCAGGCAGCCUUGGGCCUGGACAUUGUCCAUGCCACAUCCUCCUGACCAGCUGAGCCUCAGGCAGGAGGGAGGCUGUUAAAUCUCAGAGUCCGGAGCUCAGCCUCAGAGCCCAUGCCACACCCUGCUGGGUGGGAGGCCAUGGGCUAUGAAAUAGGGGCUUCCCUUUGCCUUGGAUUGUGGCAGAGGACACCUACUUCACGCCUUAGAUAGGUGGCCCUGGAGUGGGGAGGUGGCCACAGAGAAGUGGGGCGAGGGCUAGUUGGGGGCUCAGUUCCUGCGCGGUCCCUCUGCGCACUUGCCUGCCAGAAAUGCCUUGGGGAAGGGAGCCCUGGGGAAGUGGGCCAGCUCGGCCAGCCCUGCGAGGCCUCACUCUUGUCCAGGCUCCUUGGCUCCCUGCGUGGAGAGUGAGGGGCUGGGGACAGCCUGGGCUCACCAGGAAGAGGAAAAGAAUCAGCUUCAGUGUGUGUGUCCAGAAAAGGACCCCGGAGGCUGCCCUGCCUUGGAAGGGGGCAGAGAGGGCCCCCAGGAAAACUCGCACAGUACUCGGGGAUGCAACCUGGGGCACAGGUGGGACUGGCUGCUAGGCUGCUGGGCUGCUGGGCUGCUGGGCUGCUGGGCUGCUGGGCUGCUGGGCUGCUGGGCUGGGCCCACCCAUCCCUGCAGUCCCUGGGAAUAGACAACCCUAGGAUCCAGUGAGCCCUGGGCUCUAACCUGGCCACAGACACUUCUGUCCUGGGCCACCCUGGCCUGGACAGAAAUGCCUCAGUCUAAAGCCAGUUUCCCCUAAAUUCCUCCCCAGAGCCGAGAAGCAGCACUAGGCAGAGGGAGGAGCUCAUCCCAGGGGUCCAGGACCUGGCCUCCAGCUGCUGCCAACCCUCCCUGGUGUGUGGCCUUCUGCCUCUCCCAGUCUGUUUCCUCACCUGUGAAGCAAGAAUAAGGCACCGCUAGGCUGUCUCAGGGCUGCCAGGGGGACCCUUGGGGUACAAGCCACCAGGCGGAUGGUUACCUCAGGCUAGGACCUCACCUGGCGCUCAGGGAAGAGACCACUGGCCUUAGCCUUCAGUAGCACUGCCCACUCGGGCCACAUGCGCUAGGUGGCUUGCAGUCUGCACGCCCCUGUCCCUCCUAUGUGCCCGUCUUACUGUGUGUCUUCUGCCAAGGGCAAAGCUCUCUGCCUGGUCUUCGAAGUUCACUCUAUGCCAGUCAUUCCUGCCACAGAGAAAUCAGCCACAAACCUGCUCAGUGAGCCUGACGCGUGUCCCCGUGUGUCCUCCGGAUCUGACCCCCUCAGAGCUUAGUGACCAGGAGGAGGACGUGCCUGGGCCUCCCUGAGCAGAAAGACAUGCAAACAGCCUGCCACCACCCAGCGUUUUAAACACGCUGCCUUGUACGUCCAGGCUGGACGGUAGCACUCCACAUCCUGAGAGGGAUCAGGCCCUGUGACCAUCUUUCCUCUGGUGCUUUGUGGGUAGAGAGUUAUUUAAAGGAAGUCUCACGAAAUUUUCACCAUUCCCGAGAGAUUUGUGAUGUCUACGGCAAGUGACUCAUUCUCUGUGUUCUGCUUUGUUUUUUAACAAUAAUCAUCCAGUAGUCAGGCCCAGGACUGGUCCCAUGAACCUUGUGAGCCAUGGCCCCAGCAGUGCUUCUGGCUUUCAUGGAUUCCACUGCAGAGAAAAUAAAAUCAUUGACAACGAGUGUA